CAAACCACAAUUAGCAACGAACGCUACAAUGCUGCUUCUCAACUGCCUUAAUGUGAUCGGCGUUGCAGCCGUUAUAGGCUUGCUUUUUUGCGCCUUUCGGAUGGUAUACAACAUCUUCUUCCACCCGCUCGCCAAAUUUCCGGGUCCGCCGCUCUGGAAGGCAACUUGCCUACCCUAUGUCUACUACAUGGCGAAGGGCAAACUUACUUUUCGCCUGCUACCGUUGCACGCGAAGUACGGCUCGGUAGUGCGCAUUGCCCCAGACGAGCUCUCGUUUACCGCAGCCGAGGCCUGGACUGAUAUUUAUGGCCAUCGGGUUGGCAUGAAUGCAGGCGUGGACGAGCUGCCCAAGUCCGAGAGGUUUUACCGAACGAAGGGUACCUUACCCAAUAUCAUCGGUGAGAAUCGCGAGAACCAUGCAUUGCUAAGGCGAGUGUUAAGCCAUGGGUUCAGCGAGCGUAGUCUACGCGAGCAGGAGCCCAUCAUUGUGGGGUAUGUCGAUCAGCUAGUGCGCCAACUGCGGAAGUACUGCGUUGAUGGGGAUCGUCCGGAUGAGAAGAGACGAGGACGGAUGGACCUGAAAUCGUGGUAUAAUUGGGUUACAGUCGAUAUAAUCAGUGAUCUGACUUUCGGGGAGGGGUCCGGCUGCCUAGAGCGUGCUGCGUACGAUCCAUGGGUAGUGGCCAUUAAUGGCACCAUCGAGGAUUUCAUACCGCUGCUGGUCCUCAGGUACCUGGGGCUCGAGGAUCCGUUUAACUGGCUGGUGAGACGAUUCUUCAACAAGAAGCGCAAGAAUCAUACUCAGCAGUCGACGGAAAAGCUGCGCCGCCGCAUGGAUUUAGAAACGCAGAGGCCAGAUUUUAUCGAUUGCAUUUUGCAAAAGAAGGACGCCUGGAAUCUCCAGUUCGAACAGCUCUUGGGUAACGCAAGUACGCUCUUGGUUGCCGGCUCGGAGACAACAGCUACACUCCUUACCGCCAUGACUUUCAUUUUAUUAAAGCACCCGGAGGCGUUGAACAAAUUGACACAGGAAAUACGUUCUUCAUUCACCUCAGAUAACGAGAUCACUUUGGCCUCAGUCACAAACUUACCGUAUAUGCUUGCCUGCCUGAAUGAGGCAAUGCGAUAUUAUCCACCUGUUCCUAUCGGCCCGCUCCGAACGGUUCCUAAAGGAGGUGUGAACAUUGCGGGCCAUUUCGUCCCUGAAGGAACCGAUGUUGCUGUGUGGCAUUGGCCUAUGUUCCAUGACCCCAAGCACUUCGAACGCCCGAUGGAAUAUCGUCCAGAGCGAUUUUUGAGAGACGGAUCUGCCCCUAUGUUCCAUGACCCUAGGCAGUUCAAACGCGACACGGAACCUCCUUCGGAGCGAGUUUCCAAGGACCGGUCUCCGGAGUUCGCUGGCGAUAAUCUCAAAAUGGUCCAGCCCUUUAACAUUGGCCCAAGAAACUGUUUGGGUCGCAACCUAGCGUAUGCUGAAAUGCGGCUCAUUCUCGCGCGCAUGAUUUUUAACUUUGAUAUUGAACUUGCGGAUCCGGAUUUCAAUUGGUUGGAUCAAAAAGCAUACUUCUUAUGGUCGAAGCUGCCCUUAGACGCGUACUUGACACCAGUGACGAAGAAUGAGCAGCAGCGAUGAGUCAGACGAUAAACGAGCCAGAGUUGGACUUUUUACGGUUAAACAAUUGUCGAGGGAAGAAUGCCGUUUGCCUCUUUUGCGUGUCAAGUUGAAACUUACUAUUUACUCUUUAUAGCAUUACGCCUAGUUUUACCUACUUGUGCACUGUUUAU
Molecule: messenger RNA, 1785 nt
Organism: Hyaloscypha bicolor E
Lineage: Eukaryota; Fungi; Ascomycota; Leotiomycetes; Helotiales; Hyaloscyphaceae
Product: putative cytochrome P450 monooxygenase
Exons: 5
Coding region: 29-1633 (534 amino acids)
Molecular function (GO): monooxygenase activity; oxidoreductase activity, acting on paired donors, with incorporation or reduction of molecular oxygen; heme binding
Source: RefSeq, a predicted model, not a curated record